CUCUUUCUGGGGCCGAACAAACGCUACGGGUGGUCUGUUCCCUGGAGACCGCCUUGAGGAGGGAGGAGAGAGAGCGAGGGAGAGAAAAGAGGAGGCGGGUGCUGUCUGCGCUGGUUACAACAGUCACCAACCUGUGGAUGGUGGCAGCGCGUGCUGCGGAUUAGAUACAGUCUCGCGCUGGGGUCAGUGUGCGCAAGCCCGUCUCUUGCUGCCCGGACCGCGACAACAAGUGCAGGACAUGCGGUGCUUGUGAAGAGGAGCUCUGGCUGCAUGAAUGGCCCCGCUAUGGACGAAGUUCCGUUUCCCAGAGUCCGCACGUGGCAGAGGAAAAGUCGCUGCCUGGCCGCCGCGUGCGAGCGCGAGUUUGACUGCAACGAGCUCGAGACUCUCUUCCAGAAGUACAACCUGAAGCUCGAGCAGACCGCCACGCUCAAAGCGCUGGCCAUCCUCAUCCUCGCCGCGUCCGCAUUGGCGCUCGUGGAGCUGCUGUCCGCCGGCUCGCGCUUCACCGUGUCCAAGGGCUCGCACCCGGUCCACUGCGUCAUCUUCACCUCGCUCUUCAUCGUCACCAACGUCAAAUAUCUGCAGGUCACGCAGCUGCAGCAGAUCGCGCGGCUCGCGCUGCUCUUCAGCUUCACGUUCGCGUUGCUCUGUUGCCCGUUUCCUCUCGUGCUGGGUCACGGGACGCAGGGCGCGCAGGGGCCUGACGCACCGAGCACAACACCUGAGCAAGGUGUCUGGCAGCUGAUGCUCGUUAUUUUUGUUGCCUACUCUCUGCUACCGGUCAGGACGCUCUUGGCGGUUUUGUUCGGCAUCUUGGUGGCUGCGUCGCAUUUCAUCGUGACGGCGACAUCGGUAACGGCGCGUAAACCUCGCGUGUGGACACCGCUGGUAGCAAAUGCAGUGUUGCUGGUCGGUGUGAAUCUGUCGGGUGUGUUUGUUCGAGUCCUUACUGAGCGCGCCCAAAGGAAGGCCUUCCUACAGGCCAGAAACUGCAUCCAACAGCGCUUGCAACUAGAGGACGAGAACGAGAAACAG
Sinocyclocheilus rhinocerous is the source of this 1038-nucleotide messenger RNA. Its product is annotated as adenylate cyclase type 1-like. The annotation marks the transcript as partial. Gene Ontology annotation, biological process: cAMP biosynthetic process; adenylate cyclase-activating G protein-coupled receptor signaling pathway. Gene Ontology annotation, cellular component: plasma membrane. Lineage: Eukaryota; Metazoa; Chordata; Actinopteri; Cypriniformes; Cyprinidae. The transcript is spliced from 2 exons. The record is from RefSeq and is a predicted model, not a curated record. Gene Ontology annotation, molecular function: adenylate cyclase activity.